GAGGAGUUGGGCAUAAUUUAUUUAAGGAUGUAGGGUUGAUGCGAGAAUAAAGAUCUAAGUAAGAACCCAAGAGAAUGAGUCUCUGCAAGAGCUUUGGGUGGCCUCUUCAGUUUCUUCUCUUUCUGCUGUGGGAGGCAGAGUGCUUCUUUACUCAUAACCAAAACAGUGUUUAGGAAUAUGGGCAUAAACAGUUCUUUUCCUUGAGACCUAGGCUGUGUGGCCCUCUGUGUGAGAGCUGGGACAGCUGUGGGGAACUAUGCCAUUGCUUCAUCCUCUCCUUUCACCCUAAGGUAUUUUUAUGAGGUGAGCAGAACUCUGGUUUUAUGAGAACUCUUCAGUGCUUGCCCUGUGGCAGAUGGCAGCUAGCCUGAAGAAACGGUGGCAGUGAGAAGAGAGGACUUCUUUUCCUCUUUUUUUCAGGUAGGAAGGAUGAGCUCCUAUGCUGACAUCUGCGGGUCCAAGCACGCGCAGGGCAGCACCGAGGGAGGUUACCAACGCUAUGGAGUUCGCUCCUACCUGCAUCAGUUUUACGAGGACUGCACAGCUUCGAUUUGGGAGUAUGAGGAUGAUUUUCAGAUCCAGAGAUCGCCUAGCAGGUGGAGCUCUACGUUCUGGAAGGUCGGACUCAUCUCCGGGACGGCUUUUAUGCUGAUAGGUUUAACGGUUCUGAUAGUGGGUUUUCUUGUGCCACCGAAAAUCGAAGCUCUAGGGAAGGAUGAUUUUGUGGUGGUGGAUACCCGUGCCGUUCAGUUUAACGGGUCCCUGGAUAUAUGCAAGCUGGCAGGAGCAAUCCUGUUCUGUGUCGGAGGGUCCACGGUGGCAGCGUGUCUGCUGAUGUCCGCUUUUGCCAAGAGUUACUCCAAAGAAGAAAAGUACCUUCAGCAAAGAUUUAAGGAGAGAAUAGCUGAUAUCAAAGCCCACGCAAGCCCAGUCACAAAAGCGCCAGCACCGGGGGAAUCAAAGAUACCUGUCACUUUGUCCAAAGUUCAAAAUGUCCAACCUUUAUCUGAAACCUGACCCCUUCCCUUAGGUUUUGUUUCUCGCUUGUAGAUCACUUUCACUGGAAAAUAUCAGCUGUUGUUGGCAUACGUGCUAGUCAAUUCCAACAUCCAGUGCUCUGCUGUACAAACACACAGCUGAUGGGGAAGCUGCUCCAACACUAAAUUUAGGAUUGGUAAAAGGGAAAUUAUGUGAUGAGACCUGUGACCAGUAUGUUCAGUGUAUUCCAACAUUUUAAUCUGUGUUGAACCAAUAAGUCCUUGCAACAACGAUUAGGUGUUUAGCUUAUCAAACGGCAUCCCUGGAAACCAUAGGGUGUGUUUAUGGCAGCCGUACCAGGAACAUCCUACAUCCCACUAUUUAAAGUUUAGAUGAGUUGGCUUUUUGUUUAAUUUUCUUCUUGCCUUUAAGAUAUUGUUUAGUCUUACUUUCACUGCCUGGUUCUGCUGUCUGGGAAGCCAAGAUUCUGCCCUUGUGAUUUGCACUUGCCCUCCUGUCACGUGCUAGGGUCUGUAGCAAAGUAUUAGUGCACAGGUAAAACACACGUGACAGUGAGUGCCCUUAAUUUCACCCUGGCACGUGUCCCUUCCCAGAAAUGCUACUUUAUGGGAAAGGCAAGUUAUAAUUGAUUCCGAGUUACAAUUAAUCUGUGCAAAACGGCCACAUUUGUCUUAGUCAUUGCCAUAUUGCCAAAAAAUGCAAAGUAAAGAUAAGGGAUUUAUAGUGGAGGAGGAACAUCAUACUUGAGUAUCUUUAGUUUGAUAUUGUUUGUUUCAUUAUAUCCUAUUAUGUUUGAAGCUCAUACAAAAUGUUUUAGUUUUUGGCUGGGUGAGGAUUACUAAAUGUGGUUUGAAAUGCCCAGGCCCCAUGUUCUGUCAGUACCUGAAUGCCAUGUUAGGUGACCUUAACAUCCUUAUCUACAAACAUUUUGAAAUGCUGUUUAUAUUUUUAUAGAGGAUAGAAAAAGUUACGCUUAACCAGAUACAUCUGUGUAAACGCUUACCUGAAGACUUGUCCUUUCAUGAAAGACCCUUAAUUAUUUUCCCACCCAGGGCAAUUAUUUCACAGUCUUAAUCUAUGGAUUUAAAUUAAACUGUAUAAAGAAAGAUGUGACGUUUGUACUCUCUGACAAUAUGUGCCACCUUAUAGUUCUGUCUAUUUUUUUGAAUGGAUUGAAUAAAAUUCUAGGCGUGAGCCAACCAUGGA
Calidris pugnax (ruff) is the source of this 2205-nucleotide messenger RNA. It is a transcript of the gene NRSN1, whose product is annotated as neurensin 1. The record is from RefSeq and is a predicted model, not a curated record. NCBI's taxonomy places the organism in Eukaryota, Metazoa, Chordata, Aves, Charadriiformes, Scolopacidae. The transcript is spliced from 3 exons. Gene Ontology annotation, biological process: nervous system development. Bases 430 to 1017 code for a protein of 195 amino acids. Gene Ontology annotation, cellular component: neuronal cell body; transport vesicle; neuron projection.